This is a messenger RNA of Symbiodinium pilosum, 1047 nucleotides long. The record is from the annotation of a GenBank genome assembly. Lineage: Eukaryota; Dinophyceae; Suessiales; Symbiodiniaceae.
AUGGCGAAGGAAGCUCUCAAGGUGGUCGUGAGACUCUUGCCACCUGAAAUCACAGAAGAUGAGCUGAUUGCCACCGUCUCUGAAACACAUCUGAAGCGAACCACCUGGCGAAACUUCCAGGCUGGGAAGCGUUAUCGAGGCGAAGCUAAGCCAUCGGUCAAUGCUCGCUGCUACUUCCUCUUCGACCAGGAGGAGAAUGCGGAGAAAUUCAUUAAGGACUACCACGGCCAUCAGUUCGUGGACGGACAAGGUGAGAGCUUUCGGGCGGUCGCUUGCUUUGCUCCUUAUGCCAAGGUUCCCCGCCAGAAGGUGACCAAGGACGCGCGGGACGGCACCAUCUUUGAAGAUGCAACCUACAAGCAGUUCUUGGAAGGCUUGGCAGCACCGAAGAUGUUCGAGGCUCCGCCAGACCCGGUCGCGGAGUUGCAGCCUUCGAGCAAGAAGGACACUCCCCUGCUGAAUUACAUGAAGACCAGGGCGGCUGAAAGGCGAGCUCGUCAAGAAAAACGUGAGCGAGAGCGAAAGAGAUGGCAUGACCGUCUGGGCCGCAUUGAAGAAAAGCCGAGAUGGCGUUGUGCUGAGUGUGGCACAGUGAAGCAUCUGGAGGAAGAUCCAGACGCCAGAGGCACAUUUUACUGCACGUAUUGCUGGGAGAUCUGGGAAGCCCAGGAGUACAAGCAGAAAAAGAAGAAGAAGAAGUCCAAGAAGGCCGAGCUGGCCGAGGAGUAUGCAGAAGAAGAGGAGGAAGAGGACUGGUGCGAGGAGACGAGCAGCAAGAAGAAGAAGAAAAAGAAAAAGAAGGCAGAUUAUGAAGAAGAAUGGCAGGAAAAUGACAGUAACUGGUACUCGGAGCAUGGCGAUGACUGGGGCUGGUAUGAUGCAGAAGCUUCCGAGGAGCCCAAGAAAAAGAAGAAGAAAAAGAAAGCCAAGGAUGCUGAAGAGGAGUAUGGUGCCUGCCACUGGCACGAAGAGGACUACUGGGGUGAGCAAGAGGGAAGCAGAUCAAAAUCCAAAAGGUGUGGUAAAAGCUGGGGUGGACUGAGAUGA